Molecule: messenger RNA, 5103 nt
Organism: Egretta garzetta (little egret)
Lineage: Eukaryota; Metazoa; Chordata; Aves; Pelecaniformes; Ardeidae
Gene: CRLF3
Product: cytokine receptor like factor 3
Exons: 8
Coding region: 888-2129 (413 amino acids)
Molecular function (GO): protein binding
Source: RefSeq, a predicted model, not a curated record
CCCGCGGGAGCCGGGGCGGGCAAGGGCUGCGGUGACCCCGCUGGUUCUGUGCCGGCCUGGGGGAAGGCUGCGUGUUGCCUCCCUAGGCGCCGGAGGUGGAGGCCCUGGGAAUGGACAGAAAGCGUCAGGAAGGAAGGGGUGCGAGUUGAAGUCUGCCACUGAACUGAGCCUUGAUUUUCUGUGAAGAUAGGGAGGUUUCCUAGGCAAGAAUAAAGAUGUCUAAAGCACCUGCGUUUUCUAAAGUAGUUGGGAUGCUAAGUCUGAUUUUAUAGGGAGUGUCAUGCCUGUCUUCUUCCCCUCACACCUAAAAGAUACCUGCCUAGGUAAGUUACGCUCUGCUUCGGUUGCUGUCCUGAACUCUGCUGUCCCCCAUGGGUCACGUACUCUGUGGGUCACGUAUAAGUGUUGCCAACGUUCCAGGUUAACUGGUUUUUCUGCAGCGGUGCACUGGAGCCAGAGAAGAGUUUUCAUUGGGACUGGUAACCCACCCACUCGGUGCUGAAGAUGUGCAAUAAGAUACGUGAAUGUGGGUAGGGAGAUUGUGGGGAGCCAGCGAAGGACUGGCUUCUCUACUGAGACAUCCUCAGCAUUUUUGGUUUUGCAGACUAGAACCAAUGCUUUAGUAUCUUUGAUUUGAUUCUGCAAGGGGUAAACAGAAAAAAAAAUAGAAAACCAAACUCUGAAAAUUUUUCUGUGGUGACCUGAUAAUUUUUCUGAAGGAGAUUCCAUUAGCAUAGAAAUCUGCUAGGUUAGUGUCCUGCUACUGAGUGAAUGUGGGCGAUCACUAUACAUUAAAUUAGUCAUCUUCAAAACUGUGAGCUACUUAAGAAAUUGCAUUGUUCGUGACCGUCUUUAAUCCAAACCUUGUCAUCUCAGAGUGCUGCCUGAUGAAAUGCAUUGAGAGGGAGCCAGUUUGCCUUUCUGCGGUGGCUAUCAGAGAAAGUGCAACAUUGACCAGAGAUGUACUUGAGCAACACUUUAAUGAUUUGAAAGGGACCCUAAAGAAGCUGUUGGAUGAGCGACUGAUGUCACUGCUGCAGGAAGUGGAUGCUAUAGAACAAGACAGCAUCAAACCCUUGGAUGAAUGCCAGAAGCUAAUAGAGCACGGAGUCAGUACAGCCGACGAUCUGCUCCGGGAAGGAGAGAGUGCAGUCCAUGGAGAUGUGGGACAACAGAAUGAGAAACUGUGCAACUUUACAAAAAAAGCUUUACAUAUUCAGCUAGAUAGCUUACCAGAAGUGCCCUCCUUGGUUGACGUGCCUUGUUUAUCUGCCCAGUUGGAUGACUGCCUUCUUACUAUAUUGAAAAAUCAAAUAUUCAGACAUGGAACUGUGGCAUCUCGCCCGCCUGUACAGCUAGAGGAAUUCGUUGAGAAGCCUGGAGGUAUUUUAGUCCGAUGGUGUAAGGUGGAUGAUGACUUCAUACCACAAGAUUACAGACUGCAAUAUCGUAAGAGUACUGCCAGUCACUUUGAAGACGUGUAUGUUGGCUCGGAGACAGAGUUCAUAGUGCUGCACAUUGAUCCUAAUGUUGAUUACCAGUUCAGAGUCUGUGCCCGAGGAGACGGACGGCAAGAGUGGAGUCCAUGGAGUGUUCCUCAGAUCGGCCGUACCACGCUAGUUCCCCAUGAAUGGACAGCUGGUUUGGAGGGUUACAGCUUGAGCAGUCGAAGAAACAUAGCUCUUCGAAAUGAUUCUCAGGCAUGCGGUGUCCUCUACUCCAAAGCUCCUACGUAUUUCUGUGGGCAAACAUUAACAUUCAGAAUUGAAACCGUGGGACAGCCAGACAGACGGGACAGCCUAGGAGUGUGUGUGGAGCAGCAGAACGGCUAUGAUUCUUUGCAGCGGGAUAAAGCUGUGUGCAUUAGCACAAAUGGGGCAGUAUUUGUAAAUGGAAAAGAGAUGACAAACCAGCUGCCUGCUGUUACUUCUGGAUCAACUGUGACGUUCGACAUGGAAGUUGUGCAGUUAGGGCCUUCCAGCAAUGAGGGAGGAAACUUCAAGCUUAGAGUAACCAUUAGCUCUAACAACAGAGAAGUGGUCUUUGACUGGGUACUUGAUCAAUGCUGUGUCUCUUUGUAUUUUGGAUGUUCAUUUUCAUACCCAGGCUGGAAAGUUUUGGUGUUUUAGCAAUGAGUGAAGGGAUUUUUGGUUUUGCUAUAAAGUGUAAUGUUAAAACCUGGCUUUCCAGUUGUUUGACAUCAACCAUCUGUUAACAAAAACUUGUCUUUAUACUACUUGAACUCCACUAUAUUGUACUUCCUACUGGAUUCAGUUAAACAAAUAAUUGUGAAGCAUGGGAUUUGUUACUCUGGGAAAAAGUUAGAAACAGGCAUGUGCGUAGCCAAAUUAAUUUAAGCAGUCCAUAAGACCUUUCCCUUUUUCCUCCAGACUGUAUUUUUGUCAGUAUUUCAUUGUACUCUAGUCUCAGGGUACGGAUGUUGUAUGGAAUUAACUUUGCUUAAAGCUGCUGUUUUGUGAAAUAAGCCUGUAAAUGUUUAGGGGGGGUCGAGGGGUGGUAAUGGACCAAAAUUUUAUUUAUACCACUCAAAAAGAACAAAGUAUUUAGAGCAGUGAUGUCCUGCUAUGCUUCCUUGUACACAAUGCUGCCUUAAUAGUAUGAAUGGAUAGUGGGUUCUGCAUGCAGCAGCAGUUUCUUCCAUGCAUGGUACUGUUCAUUCCUCUAGAGCAAGGAUGUCUGAGCCAUAAUGUCUGUUUGAAUAUGUAGCCUGUCUGUUAAUGUCUCACUUAAGUGCCUUAUUUCCAGGUAUUUCUUGAACUGUUUUGUGUUGUCACUUGGAAUGUAUUUUCUAGAGUAGUUGCAUGGUGAUGCUUACAUCAACUUAAUGCAGAUAACUGCCCCAAACUAGACCAAUACCUAGAGCAGGAUGGUUAUUCAUAUUUGCUCUGAAUGUCUUCCCUAGUUACAAUUUACCAUAUAGUCUAUGUCAGAGCAAGUCUUACAGAUUUCUUACUUCGGCACGACAUGCAGACGGCAGCCGUGAUUCCUCACAGAGCCCUUCUAAGACGUAGAGACAACCUUCUUUCUUUCUAUUGUCCAACAACAGAGCCAAGGGAAGUGCUGUUUUGAUAUGCAGGAUUCCUAGAAAUCCCAGUUAGCUACCUGGGAACACCUUGUGUUCACGUGCAAUAGUGCAGGUUUAUGGUCCAAGUGCUGGGGACGGACUAGGCCACCCAAGCAAGGUGGGACUGCUGCUGGAGAUCCACCUUGGGAGAUAAUGGAGAGGGGCUUUGGGUAUGGGCUUAAGGCAGACUCUGCUGGCACAGACUUAACCUGUGGCAGUCAAAAUGGAGCCAAUGGUAAUUUAGCUCUCUUCCAUGUAGUAGGAUGGGAUAAGAAAUUUUUAUGAAUUUACUUUGAAUUCAGAAGUUACAUGAAGUUACCACUAUUUUCCCUAGGGAGCAACUAAGAUUUAGAAUGAGCUCAUCAAAGAGAGCCCAUUCUUGGUCAAAAGAUUGCAUUACUACUGCAUUUAGAGUAUUUUCAAGUAAUGCUCACUGAGGGCCUUUAAAGGGACUUUCUUACCUCAAGUUUAAAAUUAAAUAUAUUUUAGCAUGUUAGAAUAGCAGUAUUUUUAUAAAACCUAGACAAUCAUUCUGCCAUUUUUCCUUCAGUGUCAAUAUGCUACAUUAGCACUCUAUGCUAGCAUAAAAAGCUUAAUUUGCAUUGGAUUAGUAUCACCCAUACUCACAGUGUCAGCACGAAGAGAUUAAUCACCUGCCUGCAUAUUUUCCCCCAAGCAUCGAUAGAAGGGGUACAUGAAUGGCAGUUGAUAUUUAUACCAUUUACAAGAAAAUAAAACUGUGAGUAGAUUCAGAUGGAUGCAAAGAACUUGCACAUGGUAGAGUUUGGUUGGAAUUUAUUCUUAAUAGAUGAAGUGAGGAAGCCUGGACACCUGUACGCAAGAUAAUCCAGUGUUAGCAACGAAAAGCCUGCAGAAUUCUAUUUUUCAAGCUUAACUAUUUCACUGUUAGGGAGUAAGAGAAUACUAGCUUAUCCUGUACUUUCAGUGUUCCUUUGAAUUAUCCUGUGAGUAUUUUCAAUACUUCUAAAAUACGACGGUUCUUUUCCUAUAGCCAACAUGUCCAGUAGAUGAUCAAACAGGAUCAGUCCUGUUUAGAGAGGGUCAGGCUGGCACUCUGGCUAACAGCCAACUUAAAUUGUGCUCCCCUUAGUAGUGCUGGUAAUUUUACUUCACCACUUCAGGUGUCAGGUACUAGUUGUAACUUAGUACUUUUACCAUAUGGAAACUAAAAUAGUGAAUAUCUACGCUUCUGAGGUACCGAUGGGUCAGGUACCUUUUCAUCUGCUCUCGGAGGGGCCAGUCAGCCUGUCCAUUCUGCAGGAUACUUCCUUGUGUAUUAAAAAAAACAAAGCUUAAACCUUGCAUUCAGGUACUUCCAGAGAUGGUAAUGCCUUGUCAGUUUGUUCAUAAUAUACAUAUACAAAGCAGCUUGAGAUGACUGUGAAGGGCCGCAGGAGGCCCCUACCGCUCCCCUUGAGAGCUGAGGAUGGCAAUAGAAGAAAUAGUUUUUUCUGCCUUCAGUCUUUUAGUCAUGUUGAACAAAGGCAGCUUGCCCAUCUUGCAUUGGGUUUUGGUGGUUUGUUUUUUUUGGUUUUGUUUUGGUUUUUGUUUUUUUUUUAAACUUUUUUUUAAACUUUUAAACUUAGCAUAAGCCUAGCUCUCCAAACUGCCGAUUAGGUACUGUUCAGCCACCUCUUAGAGCUGCACCUUUUAAACCUGGGAGGGGUGAAGAGUUUCAGGGCAAGACACCCCAAGUAAUAAAGUAACAAAAGUAGGCCAAGAAUCAGAAGGGGCUUAAAUCAAAAAGGUUGAAAUUCUGUUCUUCCACAGUGGAGCUCAGCUGGAUAGAGAACUUCGACGCUUCCUUUACAAUUUUUCAUCUCUAGCUCUUGGAGCCUCACAAGCACAAGUGUUAACUGCUUAUGAAAUCCAAUCCUGAAAGUUGUUUUCUUAAGCUAGUACGUUCACUUACCUCAACAAAGAUGUAUGUGUCAAGUGAAAUUUGCAUUUUUUUUUAAAAUAAAGUUUUAUCCCGCAACUGUGUAUGGUCUAGUUAU